CUAAGAAGCUACUGAUCUAAUCAUUCUUACACACUCUGUGCGUAUAAUUAACCCAGCGCUGCCAUUCAUUGCGCAAAAAUUGCGUCUGCGCAGCGGUAAUAAAGCGAGUUUUAUAUCCCUUACUUCUCACCUUGAUCGAGAUCGACGAAUAUUCGAUAUUUGUGCCAUGCUACUUCUAGUGCCAACAAUAUAUUUAUAUACUUUUCUAUGAAAUAUACGUCUUGGACUAAACACUGCAUCCUGCUUCGUCUUAUCAGCGUGCGAAUUCUUUCAGAGUUUCUUUGUCGCUAGAGAAAUUGAUCGGUAAUUCCAAUCUGCUCGAAAUCGAAUUACCAAAAUAUUAACGACUAAAAUCAAUAAAGAUUGCAUCGAUCAAAUCAUAGACGAGGUUAUCGAAGUGUCCGCGCACAUUUACGUCGAGACGUAAUGAUAAUAAUGUAUCGGCACUUAUUGAUAACUCUAAGAGAACAUUGGCAAAGGCCAAGGUUGCACGGAGGCAGCAUUAAAACGAAGACAUUUGUCGCGAUUUGAAUAGGACGUACGAGCGACUAAUUGUAGAUUUUAACCAACGAAAGAAUCGGCAAUCCCGCUCGCUUGUUCAUUAUAAAGAUUAUCGUACCGUUACAAGAAUGUGUAAUGAAAUAAACCGGUACUCUCGGAGAACGGAUCGUUUUGCGCUGAAGUAGAAGAGGGUGGGGUGUCCGUACGAAAAGAACGAGUGUCACGGGUAGCGAAUAAACGCAGUUACGUGGCUGGAUUGUAGAGCGGCGAGUAAUCUCGCGCACAUGCCUCUCGCUGAUAUCUCUUAAGUAGCGGUGCGCGACAUGUGAGGAACCGUGACGGUUUAAAAGAAAGUCGUAUCGAUAUAUCUGGGAAAAACCGUUUUCCCGGAUCAUCGCGUGUUAUUAAACAGUACAGCCAAAGUAAUCGUGGUUUAUUAUUCGCUAUAUUCCUCGCUAUUCCUCUCCUUUCGCCUUACUCAAUCAUCGUCACGGUGGUGGUGGAAAGGAUUUAAGAGCCGGUGCUCUUAUCCUCGUGCGCUAGAAGCUACAUCGAAGCCGGAGUUUUAGUGAGUUAUUCGAGAGCGACUUGCAAAAUGAACCGAAAUAUCUCGCUCCUCAUAGUGGUGCUGCUGGUUCUGCUGGUAACCAGCGCGUAUGCUCAGGUGACUUAUAAAAGCGGCAAUUGCCCGUUGAAAAACACCGUGAGCAAUUGCGGCACCAGAUGUAUGAGUGAUUCGCAGUGUCCUCUGAAUCAGAAGUGCUGCACGAACAAAUGCGGCUACACGUCAUGCGCCGAACCUAGCGUCGUCAGCACUGGCAGCGGAUACAAGGGGUCGAACCAGCAAGCCGUUUACUGCAACGGAGUGAAAUGCAACACGAACGAGAAGUGCCUUUUCGACCGCAACAUCAGACGUGAGAAGUGUACACGGGCGUAAUGUCUCAUUCGUUACCGAAUCCCUUCGUAAAUUUCGACUGUCUCGCACGUAAUCCCACUGCACAGAUAACAAUUACACUCAUUCUCUCGCUGUCUCCAGCAGGCCUAUUCUGUGAUUUAUAACGACAGUUGUAACGACAGUCGUUUAUCGUAACGUUGUCUCUGCGCAGGUAUAAUAUAUAGUGGAAAGAGCUACAUAACGACAACGAAACGAUAACGACGACCUUGCCGACUUGAAAGUUACUGAAUAAUCCUACAGUCUAUGUUUAUCGAUGACAGUAGAUUCGGUAGAACGUAUCAUUAAGUACCAUCAAAGUUAUAUAACGACAUGUACCGGAUCGACAGUUGCCAGCAGAAGUGUAAGGAAUAAAACGGAUUGACAAUUAAGAGACUCGAUUGUGUAUUUUGGCGCUUCUGCUUUGAGAACGGUCGUUCCGCCCGUCAUAUUAAGCUUGACGUAGCUUUGACAGCGAACUUAUAAUACAAUCCGACGGAAGAUCAAUUCUACCAUAAUAGACAUUCAGAUAUUUUAGGUUUAUACCUGUACCUGUAACGAUUUAAAGCAAUAAAAUAUUGCCACUGCGUUAAGA
Dinoponera quadriceps is the source of this 2027-nucleotide messenger RNA. Its product is annotated as waprin-Thr1-like. Gene Ontology annotation, cellular component: extracellular region. The record is from RefSeq and is a predicted model, not a curated record. The coding region runs from base 1097 to 1438 and encodes 113 amino acids. Gene Ontology annotation, molecular function: peptidase inhibitor activity. The transcript has 4 exons. Lineage: Eukaryota; Metazoa; Arthropoda; Insecta; Hymenoptera; Formicidae.